CCAAGCAACGAGGCGUCCAUUAUCAUCGCAAAGGCUUCUGGGAAUCCGAGGCCUUUGCGUCCAACGACCGCCCUUUUCGGAGCAAGCGAGACAAGCACAGCCAGCGAUACAUGCGUCGAAGAAAUUAUCACCGACAAAUAUCUCUCCGAAGCGCCACAAACCACCUGGAGGUGGUGCCCUAGGGUUAUUUCCACCACGUUCCGUCGCAGGGAUGAUUACAUAGACGUAUUUGACACAGGAAAGAAUCUGGUGAAUAAUGGCGGCUGAAGUCAUAGGAGGCAGUGAGUUCCCAGAUCACUACAAAGUCAUGAUGGACAAACUGAAUGAACAGCGACAGUUGGACCAGUUCACAGACAUCACUUUGAUUGUAGACGGGCACCAGUUCCGAGCACAUAAGGCAGUGUUGGCAGCCUGCAGUCAGUUUUUUCACAAGUUCUUCCAGGAUUUCACCCAGGAACCCCUGGUGGAGAUUGAAGGAGUGAGUAACAUGGCGUUCCGGCAACUGAUGGAGUUCACGUAUACGGCCACGCUAGCUGUCGCGGGCAAAGAAGAAGCCUUCGAUGUCUGGAAGGCUGCCGAAUACCUCCAGAUGCAGGAAGCCAUCAAGGCACUCGCCAACAAGAGAGAUGACAGUCCUUCAGUGAUACCAAAGAGCAACAGUAAAAAGAGGAAGAUUGCUGAGACGCUUUGCGUCAUCACAGAAGCCCUACCCAUAGUGGAAGAACAGGUGGAGAUAGCGAUGACAGCGGACAAUGCAAUCGAGGUGGAGGACUCUGGGCUAGAAGAGGUGGUGGACGCCGCAAAGAACGCCCAAUCAAACGACUCCGCGUUGGCUCUGCUAGCAGACAUCACCAGCAAAUAUCAGCAAGGGGAACCUUCACUUCAGGUCAUCAAGAGGGGAGAAAUGGAAGAGGUACAGGAAGUCCUGUAUCAGGAAGAAACGGUGACUGCCUCUAAGGUGCUGGAGAACGUGGAGGUAGUGGAGGUCCAGAUUUCCGAAGUGGACAACUCGUUCCGCUGUAGCAAGUGCGACCGAACCUUUAAGAUGUACUACCACCUCAAACAGCACCUGAAAACGCACCUGAGUCUGCUGAAGAAGCCGCACGUGUGCAGCCACUGCGGCAAAGCCUACACGCGGGAGGGCGCCUUGAAUCAGCACUUGAGCUCCUUCCAUUUUGAUGUGGAGGAACAGGCCCAAAACCAGAAAGCCUCAAAGAGAGUUCACGUUUGCGAGUACUGUAAAAAGCACUUCGACCAUUUUGGACAUUUUAAGGAGCACCUGCGAAAACAUACUGGUGAAAAACCAUACGAGUGUCCAGACUGUCACGAACGAUUUGCGAGGAACAGCACGCUGAAGUGCCAUAUGGCGGCCUGUCAGAACGGGGCCGGAGCCAAGAAAGGACGCAAGAAACACUAUGAAUGCCAGGUAUGCAGCAGUGUCUUCAACAGCUGGGACCAGUUCAAAGACCAUCUUGUGAGCCACACUGGAGACAAGCCCAACCAUUGCACCAUGUGUGACUUAUGGUUUACUGACCCUCAGGAGCUAAAGGCUCACCUCAAAGACGUUCACGCCAUAGAGGACGAAAAGCCGAGCGAAGAGCUGGUCGUUACUGACACAGUAGCGACCGCAGCGCUCACGAUCACCACACAGAACAUCGAGACCACGGAAACGGUGCUGCUGGACGACGGCAUCCAGGUGGAGCACGUCACAGUAAACCCCAUCGAGGUGAUUGAGAUGGAAGAGACGACGACAGUCGUGGUGGACGACGGAGGGGUGGCCGAGAUGUGCGAGGAGGAUGUCGAGAGACUGAAGAAGGCCGGCGUGCAAAUCCAGGUGGUGCGCGUGUCCUCCAGCGAGGUGGAUGAGCAGCAGGUGACCCACCCUCAGGUGGAAGUGGAGUUGGACGGAGAGAUGAUCAACAUGGAGGAAACGAUACAAGCGGUGGUUGUAUGAAAAAGUGAGCGAGCCAUGAAAACAAUGCUUGAAGGAUACUGAACACCUAGUUCCUGUUUUUUUUAUCAUCAAGCUCGAACUUCCUGAAUUUUGCCAAAUGGACAAAGAUGUGGAUUUGUCAUGUUGUAUUUAUUUUAAAGUUGUCAUCCUGUCGCAAGUUGA
Molecule: messenger RNA, 2116 nt
Organism: Phyllopteryx taeniolatus (common seadragon)
Lineage: Eukaryota; Metazoa; Chordata; Actinopteri; Syngnathiformes; Syngnathidae
Gene: zbtb35
Product: zinc finger protein 131
Exons: 10
Coding region: 257-1954 (565 amino acids)
Biological process (GO): regulation of transcription by RNA polymerase II
Cellular component (GO): nucleus
Molecular function (GO): DNA-binding transcription factor activity, RNA polymerase II-specific; protein binding; RNA polymerase II cis-regulatory region sequence-specific DNA binding
Source: RefSeq, a predicted model, not a curated record